AUGGAGGCCGUGGUGCGAGACAUCGUGUGCUUCGGGUCCGGGAGCCUUGACGAGGUGGGGAGCAGGCUGGACCGGCUGGGCGUGGCCGUCUCGCCCCACCUGGUGGGGCGCGUGAUCGACUCGUGCGGCGAGACGGGCGGAGGCUCCGGCAGGAGGUUGCUGCGCUUUUUGGCGUGGUGCCGGUCCAGGCACCCCGGGUCGCUGGGGGUGGAGGCGCUCGACAGGGCGAUUGGGGCGCUUGCGUGGGCCGGGGACCUUACUGCGAUGAGAAUCGCCAUUAUUGAUGCUGAGAAGGACAGGCGGAGGAUGGCUCCCGAGACAUUUUCCACCGUGGUCGACGCACUUGUCAAGGCGGGGAGGGAGGAUGAGGCAGUUCGCCUGUUUAGAGGCUUGGAGAGGCAGCGAUUGCUGCCUGAGCGUGGGGGCUGUGUUGGAGGCGAUGGCGUAUGGUCGAGCAGCCUUGCCAUGAUCCAGGCAUUGUGUAAGAGGGGCCAUGCUCGUGAGGCACUGGGUGUUGUGUGGCACCAUAAGAGCGAGCUCUCGGCAGAGCCCACGGUUAGCAUCGUUGAACGUAGCCUCCUCCAUGGUUGGUGCGUUCAUGGGAACGCUAAGGAGGCUCGGGAAGUCCUCAAUGAAAUGAAGUCUUCAGGCGCUCCGUUGGGCUUGCCAUCAUUCAACGAUUUUCUCCAUUGUGUGUGCCACAGAAACCUUAAGUUCAAUCCCUCUGCCCUUGUUCCAGAGGCUAUGGAUAUAUUAACAGAGAUGAGGUCCUGUGGUGUUCCCCCGGCUGCUUCUAGCUUCAACAUAUUACUUUCAUGUUUAGGCCGAGCAAGAAGAGUGAAAGAAGCUUAUAGAAUCUUGUACUUGAUGACAGAAGGAAAAGCAGGGUGCUCCCCUGAUUGGGUUAGCUACUAUCUUGUGGUUAGGGUCCUCUAUUUAACAGGGAGAAUUGUUAGAGGGAAGAGGCUUGUAGAUGCUAUGCUUGAAAGUGGAGUGUCUCCAACUGCUAAGUUUUUCCAUGGUCUUAUAGGUGUCCUUUGUGGAACAGAGGAAAUCGACCAUGCUCUUGAUAUGUUCAAACUUAUGAAGAGGUGUGAACUAGUGGAUGCUCGUAUAUAUGACCUGCUUAUAGAAAAGCUUUGUAGGAUUGGUAGAUUUGAAAUUGGAAGAGAGCUGUGGGAUGAGGCUACAAAGAGUGGUAUUGUAUUAGGAUGCUCACAAGAUCUGCUGGAUCCCUUGAAGACAGAGGUAUUCAGACCAGUUUGUCCAGCACAAAGAUUAAGCCCUCAGAACUAUAAGCGUUUGGCCCGAAAAAAGAAGGAGCAAGAACAAGAUUUUGGCGUACUACUGGAGCAGGGGGCAGAAGGGAGGGUAUUUGCUUCGACAUUUGUGGGACGAAAAUGUGUAAUCAAAGAGCGCUUUUCGAAAAAGUACCGGCACCCAUUGUUGGACUCGAAGUUGACUCUAAAGCGCUUGAAUGCAAUAGGAAAUGCCGUCGGCAAACUACAUGAUGGAGGCCUUGUUCAUGGUGAUUUGACCACGUCCAACAUGAUAAUUAAGAACAGUAACAAUCAAUUGGUUCUUAUUGAUUUUGGUCUGAGUUUCACAUCAACAAUUCCUGAGGACAAAGCGGUGGACCUAUAUGUGCUAGAGAGAGCUUUGAUUUCCAUGCAUUCGUCCUGUGGGGAUAUGCAAACUUAUGUGGGUAACAACACUGAUUUUGAUGAUGAACCGGAUGGAGAAAAUCCUGGCGGCGUACAGAAAGGCUUCGAAGCAGUGGUGGUCGACCCAGAACAAGCUGGCUCAAGUGAGGCAACGGGGCAGGAAGCGCACCAUGGUCGGAUGAAGAAAAAUCUGUGGCUUGGAAUGGCUGGAUACUAUUAG
This is a messenger RNA of Miscanthus lutarioriparius, 1884 nucleotides long. Lineage: Eukaryota; Viridiplantae; Streptophyta; Magnoliopsida; Poales; Poaceae. The record is from the annotation of a GenBank genome assembly.